CUUUUGAGAUGGAGAAGCUGCAGAAACCGUCAGAAAAUAUUCGACAAAGGUUUACUAAGCAACGCAUAAAAACCUCUGAAAAUGAAGUUAAAGAAACAAAAAAGAACACCAAUGAUUCUGACAACAGAAAGAUAAUGACAAAAGAUAGUUUUGGUUAUGGUUCAUACUGGUUAACUCGAAUUGUCAUGUUACGUUAUAUUGGAUUUAUUUAUUUUGUUGCUUUCCUUGUUGCUCUACACCAGAAUAAGGAAUUAAUUGGAAACAAAGGUUUACUUCCAGCCAAUAAUUUCCUUAACAAAGUAAAGAAUUCAACAGGUGGUAUAAAUUUGGACACAUAUACUUGGAUUCCAAGUCUGGUUUGGAUGAUUGACUUUGAUACAGAUUUGGACUGGUUCCUGGAUGUUGUUGCUUAUGUUGGCCUUGUAUUGUCAUCAAUUGUCAUAUUAAAUGGGGGAGCUAAUUGGUUAAUAAUGGUGACACUAUGGAUAUUAUAUCAUUCCAUUGUCAACAUCGGCAGCACAUGGUAUGGAUUUGGAUGGGAAUCUCAGCUUUUAGAGACAGGAUUUUUGGCCAUUUUUCUAUGUCCUAUUUGCAAUGUGGCAUCAGUUCCUAAACACACUCCAACAUCCUGGAUUGUAUUGAUGGCAUACAGAUGGCUCAUCUUCAGGAUAAUGAUUGGAGCAGGCAUGAUAAAGAUCAGGGGAGAUCAAUGUUGGAGGGAUUUAACCUGUAUGAAUUAUCAUUAUGAGACGCAGCCAGUACCAAACCCAAUUAGUUACUUUAUGCACCAGUCACCAGAAGUUUUCCACAAGUUUGAGACAUUAACAAAUCAUUUUGUAGAGUUGGUUGUUCCUUUUCUACUUUUUUUACCACGCCGGUUAUGUAUGGUUGGAGGAGCUAUACAGAUAUUGUUUCAGGUUGUCUUGAUUAUAAGUGGUAAUUUAAGUUUCCUCAACUGGUUGACAAUAGUUCCUAGCUUGGCUUGUUUUGAUGAUGCUAGUUGUUCAUGGUUGUUCAGCAACAGUAGAAAUGGUGUUAAAUGGAAAGUUAGAGAAGUAGAAAAUGAAAUAAAACAUUCCAAACAACCACCAAGACUUGGUUGUUAUAUUAGACAAGUAUUUAAUUUGAGUUUAGCUGGUUUAAUAGCCUAUCUGAGCAUUCCAGUAGUACAGAAUCUUCUAUCACAGAGGCAGGCUAUGAAUACCUCAUUUGAUCCUCUUAGAUUAGUCAAUACAUAUGGAGCCUUUGGCAGUGUAACAAAAGAAAGAACAGAAGUUGUAUUUGAAGGAACUUAUGGUGAUCCUCAUGGUUCUACAGCUAAAUGGGAGGAGUAUGAGUUUAAAUGUAAACCUGGAAAUAUAACAAGGGCGCCAUGUUUAAUAUCACCUUACCAUUAUCGUCUGGACUGGCUCAUGUGGUUUGCAGCCUUUCAGAAUUAUCAGAGAAAUCCCUGGUUAAUUCAUCUUGGUGUCAAACUCCUAGCUAAUGAUGAAGAUGCUACAUCAUUGAUUCAAAAUAAUCCUUUUGAAGGAAAGUCACCUCCAAGAUUUAUAAGAGCAGAACAUUACAGAUAUAGAUAUACCAAAAUUAACAGCAAAGAAGCAAAAGCUGGAAAAUGGUGGAAAAGGACAAAAGUUGGAAGUUAUCUACCUCCUAUAUCAUUAGAUUCUGUCAAAGAUUUUAUGAAACAAAUGGAUUACACCAUGCCAAGAAUUAGAAAGAUGAGGAAGCAUUGAGAACAGAGAAAAUAAAUGAAGUUUACGUCUUUUUUCAUUGGAAUUAUUGGAGCCAGAUUGAAUAGACAUGUCACACAUGUCCAUUUUAUGUUAGGUGUAGACAUUAUUUAGAUAAACAAGUUAUACAUUUAAAGAUUUUCGUCAAACAUUAUUUUCAUGUUGUUUUUUUUUAAAUUUGGUGUUUUUAUUUUUGUUGUCACAUAAAAUUGUUGCUUUAGGGAUUUUUUUGACAAAUAAUAGGCUAUUUGUUUGAAUUAGUUUAAAGCUUUUUGUUAGAUAUGUACAGUAUACCAGGUGAUGAAUGUUUUAAUUGAUCUCAUUUCUUUGUUAACAGCAUAUAGAAUGCAACAAAAGUUUAUAUAUCAGGAUAAAUAGGGCAGCUUUUAUUUUUUAUUGACACAAAAGUUGGAAAGUCAACAUUUUUUUUGCCAAAAUUCAAAAGAUAUUUUUUUAAUGAGUUGGAUAAUUUCAAUAAAUUUAAUUGUUAUAACAGUUUUGUCGGACUGAAUCUCAUUGAUAAGAAUAGGCAUAAUUAUAAUACAUUUUAGUAUGAGUACCAGGGAGAAGGGUUUUAAAUUUUACUUUUAAUUCGCUUUUAAGCUUUUUAAAAAAAAUAUUUUGGUGAAGGUCUUUUGUCCGCAAAAUGAAUUCCCUUGUGAACUGAAAUACUUCUUACAUCACUGUAUGUAGUGGUUAAUUUAAUAAUGUGUUCAAUUAGUUAUUUUUUAAAAGAGGAAAUAUUUUUCACUGCAAAUAUGCCAACAUUUUCUAUGCAUUACUGAUUUAAUUGUUAAUUAUUUUGACUAUUUUGACAAUUAACAUGGAAAUUUAGAAACCGGCAUUGUUUAAAUGCAGGGACUUUUCUAAGUUUUGAUUUUGAUACAAUGACCAUAUUUACAUUCCUGGACACAUACUUUAUAAUUUUUUGAAGCAGCAGUUAUUGUCAACUAUUGAUAUGCAAUUAAAACAGUGACUAUUUAUUUGUAAAAUUUGUGUGAACAGUUCUUCAUACAUAUUUCUAUUUUGAUAUUAACUCAUCUCUUUUAUAUUGUUCAAGCCUUUAGAUAAGCACCCUAUUGACUAUUGCAUGAUGUAAACCUAUUAUAUUGUGGAAUUUAUGUUUUAAAAUGUCUUGUUGCAUUCAAACUUGUAAUAGAAUUAAAAUG
Molecule: messenger RNA, 2902 nt
Organism: Mytilus trossulus (common blue mussel)
Lineage: Eukaryota; Metazoa; Mollusca; Bivalvia; Mytilida; Mytilidae
Product: lipase maturation factor 1-like
Exons: 10
Coding region: 9-1736 (575 amino acids)
Biological process (GO): protein maturation
Cellular component (GO): endoplasmic reticulum membrane
Source: RefSeq, a predicted model, not a curated record